GGGACGGUAGGAGGAAGGGAUGGACAGGCAUGCAGGGAGGAAGGGAGAAAGGCAGAAAAAGAAAGACAGCCUGACAGAAAAAAGAAACAGCAACCAUAAAUAAAGAUGUAAUGAGCUACUUGAGGACACAGACGAGGCUAUCUAACAAGUUUAGGACUAGAGUCCCCAACUCACCUGGUUUUGCCCAUAAUGCCCCCGCUUUCUGCCCCUGAAAGCUCCAAAUCCUGUGAAAGCAUUCGAUCCUAGGUAAAUCAGGGCUACUGGUCAAUCCCCCACCUGCUUUGCUUCUGUCUGGCCAUGUGGCAGAGAAAACACCAGACAUUGGCUACGCAAGGGUCUUUGAUUGAACUGAGAUACGCAAGUGGGGUUGGGUGCUACAGGCGACCGAUAUGCCUAUGGGAGUCUUCAAUCCGAGUUGUGUCGGGAAACCUACCUGGACUCUGGGACCUACCACAUUUGUCCCAAGGACAUAUCAGCAUCAUGCCCGUCACCUCAGAGAUACUCGCAAUCCACAUACCUUCUAAGGACAAAGACUGGGGAGGGAAAACUGCUGUGACCCUAGCCACCCCAGCAGAACGUGAUCACACGAUGGAUGCCAUGAUCACUGAAACAAGAACGAUGCUGCUGAUGGGCCCACCUUCCUCUCGUUGGAAAAUGUUGCUGUGAGUUAUUCUCAAAUAGGAAACCAUUAAUCACAUAUUUGUAACGAUUCCUAACAUUUAGGAAACAACUUCCUCAUUUAUGAUUCCCCAGUGACUACAGAAAACGAUGUAAACACCAACAAGGAAAGUCCUGCCCAUUGGUCUAAACUCCGGGGGUCCAGCGCAUAAAAGCCCCAGAACCGAAGGAAGCACCAGAAUCUGACAACCUCACCUCCGGACAGGACCUGCCCACCCUCCACCCCAGACACCAUGACCCACUCGUGCUGCUCCUCUUGCUGCCAGCCUACGUGCUGCAGGACCACCUGCUGCCGGACCACCUGCUGCCAGCCCACAUGCUGUGGGUCCAGCGGCUGUGGGUCGAGCUGCUGCCAGCCUUGCUGCCGCCCAACUUGCUGUCACACCACCUGCUGCAGGACCACCUGCUGUAGGACCACCUGCUGCCAGCCCAGCUGCUGUGGGUCCAGCGGCUGCGGGCACAACUGCGGUGGGUCUAGCGGCUGUGGGUCGAGCUGCUGCCAGCCUUGCUGCCGCCCAACUUGCUGUCACACCACCUGCUGCCGGACCACCUGCUGCCAACCCAGCUGUUGUGGGUCCAGCGGCUGUGGGUCCAGCGGCUGUGGACAAAACUGCUGUGGGUCCCACUGCUGCCAGCCAGUUUGCUGUACCCCCGUGUACUGCACGAGAACCUGCUACCACCCCACCUGCUGCUGCCUGCCUGGGUGCCUAACCCAGGGCUCUGGAUCCUGCUGCCAGCCUUCCUGCUGCUGAUUGCCUCGCCAAGAACCACCAUCUGACUUGCCACUUGGGAAUUGGUCACCGCCAAGCGUUGCGGAAAGCCAGCCCGCAAUCCCCAACAUCUCGGUUAGUCGCCUGCCUGUCUACCAUCUUGUGAACCGGCCCGGAUCAAGUUGUGGACCGCUUCUCCCUGAUUCGCUUCCUCUUUCCUUCCUCUGGGUCAUGUGCCAGCUUCACCCAUCCUGAUACAGAGUGAGGAUCUCUGUUUGGUCUCCAUAGUCAAGAACUUUAUCCUGUCCCUCUAAAUACGUCAGCGAAACAACUCCUCAGGAAUGACCUAUAACUCGUGGAAACUGCUGAAAGCCCACACGGGUAUGUUUCCUUUCUCAGUGUACUCAUGAAGCUUGUACGCCUCUUGCUGCCUGUCAUGUUCCCUUUCAAUGUCUCCCUAGACGCGGGGAGUCUCACCUGCAUCUCUUAAUAAAUCCUAGUCAUUUGGAAUCCC
Felis catus (domestic cat) is the source of this 1902-nucleotide messenger RNA. RefSeq names its product keratin-associated protein 9-9-like. Gene Ontology annotation, cellular component: keratin filament. NCBI's taxonomy places the organism in Eukaryota, Metazoa, Chordata, Mammalia, Carnivora, Felidae. Bases 912 to 1430 code for a protein of 172 amino acids. The transcript has a single exon. The record is from RefSeq and is a predicted model, not a curated record.